UAUUCAUUAUAUGAUGCCUUUUCUCUUGGAAGUGAAGAACUUAACUACAGGUUGAAUUUAAGAGGAUAUAGUGGAACAGCAGGAAGGACCAGCAGUUUUAGUCCCACAGGAACUGACUUCAGCACCAAGGAUGCAGAUAACGACAGAUGCAGCUGCAAAUGUGCACAGAUUGCAACAGGAGGUUGGUGGUUUGAUGCUUGUGGGCCUUCAAACCUCAAUGGUAUUUAUUAUCCAAGUGGAUCUGGAACUGCUAAGUACAAUGGAAUCAAGUGGCAUUAUUGGAAAGGCCCCAGCCAUGGACUGACGUCUGUCACCAUGAUGAUCCGUCCUACUGCAUUUUGA
Staurois parvus is the source of this 342-nucleotide messenger RNA. The record is from the annotation of a GenBank genome assembly. Lineage: Eukaryota; Metazoa; Chordata; Amphibia; Anura; Ranidae.